AUGGCUGCCGCCGUGAAAGUGCACGGGCCUCCACUCUCAACCGCCGUGUCAAGGGUUCUGGCCUGCCUUGUCGAAAAAGAUGUUCCUUUUCAAGUCCUUCCCGUCAACAUGGCCAAAGGCGAACACAAGAAGCCUGAAUACCUCAAGAUUCAGCCAUACUUUCUCCUGUGUGGUUGGUCGUAUUUAGACUCAUCAGUUUUUCUCUGUUGUCUUUGUGAUAAAACAGAAUCUAGAGCCAUAUUAAGAUACAUAUGCGACAAAUACGCCACACAAGGGAACAAAGGGCUAUACGGCACAAAUCCUUUGGAAAAAGCGUCCAUCGACCAGUGGUUAGAGGCCGAGGGGCAAAGCUUCAACCUGCCAAGCUCUGUGCUCGUUUUUCAACUUGCCUUUGCACCCAUGAUGAAAAUUAAGCAAGAUGAGGAUCUGAUCAAGCAAAAUGAAGCUAAACUCGUCAAUGUUCUUGACGUGUAUGAGAAAAGGCUUGGAGAGAGUAGGUUCUUGGCUGGUGACGAGUUCACGCUAGCCGAUCUUUCUCACCUGCCCAAUGCACAUUACUUGGUGAGUAAGACUGAUAGAAGGGAGCUUAUUACGUCAAGGAAAAAUGUCGAGAGGUGGUGGGGUGAGAUCUCAAGCCGAAUAUGCAUAUCAUACAAAGAUGCGACCGACAUUAAUGUCGGAGAAGUAACGAAUCAACUCAGAGAAAAGUUGUGGCGACAUCUAACUAGGAAAGUGACCUUUGGGGUCCACUCCCCACUGGGGUGGUUUGCUAGCGGUGAAUCACCAAGAACGCCGGUUAGCGAGGCACUCCACCAAAAAGGACGCCAGUUCGAUUCCCAAAAGAACUGGCCCAGGGUGGCAAAUCGGAAGAACAGUCUCGCCUACGGCUAG
Striga hermonthica is the source of this 891-nucleotide messenger RNA. Lineage: Eukaryota; Viridiplantae; Streptophyta; Magnoliopsida; Lamiales; Orobanchaceae. The record is from the annotation of a GenBank genome assembly.